Molecule: messenger RNA, 1110 nt
Organism: Tilletiaria anomala UBC 951
Lineage: Eukaryota; Fungi; Basidiomycota; Exobasidiomycetes; Georgefischeriales; Tilletiariaceae
Product: NAD(P)-binding protein
Exons: 6
Coding region: 96-1019 (307 amino acids)
Molecular function (GO): oxidoreductase activity
Source: RefSeq, a predicted model, not a curated record
GAGUACCUUGUGUUUGUUGCAUCAGACCCAUCGAUCCCGGCCCUUACGGAGAACCCCAGGCGCCUGCUUUCGAAAGACACGCAAGUGACGACAAGAUGGCAGGCGCGGGUAAGACACAUGCGUCCGACGACGCGGCACUCCAACGGACGCUCGCACGCGUCAAGGCCAUUCGCUCCCACCUGGACACGAAGGCGCGUACCAAGCGGCUCGAAGGCAAGGUCGCCAUUGUCACCGGGUGCAACAGUCUGGCAGGAAUUGGGCGGGCCACAGCACGACUCUUCGCUCACGAGGGCGUCAAGCACUUGUACUGCUCAGAUUACGCAGACGACAACCUCGCCGAGCUCAAGAGCUGGCUGAACAAGCUGUACCCGGAUGUCGCUGUAGAUGUCAUCCAGGCCGAUGCCGGAGACGAGAAGUCAGUGGUGGGAUUGGUGCAGAGAGCAGUGAGGGAUGAGGGCCAACUCGACAUCUUCUUCGCGAACGCCGGCAUCGGCCCAUUCCACCCGCUCGAGUCGACCGAGGCAGAAGAUGUGAAGGAGGUUCUGCGCAUCAACACAAUCAGCUGCUACCUCGCCGUCAAGCACGCUUCCGAAGCCAUGAAGCGCACCUCCGCAUCUAAAGCCCAGUCCGGGGGAUCGAUCGUCCUGACCGCCUCUGUCGCCGGCUUGCGCUCUGGCGCGGGUUUCAUCGACUACUCAGCGUCCAAGGCUGCUGUCAUCUCAAUAGCACAGACAGGCGCGUGGCAGCUCAGCGGCACCAACAUCCGCGUCAAUGCCGUCUGCCCAGGCCUGAUCGAAACCGGCAUGACGGAGCUGGUCUUCGAAACGGCACGGGGAAGAGGCACGGAAGGCCGCAUCGGCCAGCUGAAUCCGCUACGGCGCUAUGGAGUUGCUCAAGAGAUCGCAAACGCAGUCAUCUUUCUCAGUUCGGAUGAGGCGUCCUACGUGAACGGAGUCGCCCUUCCCGUAUGCGGCGGCCUAUCUGCCUCACAUCCCGUCGCGCCUGGUAAGAGCUACUAACUGAAAGUGAAACAGCACGCCAGCCAACGUCACGAUCAUCUGUUUUGUAUGCAAAGGGUCAUCGAUUCAAUGAUGGUGGUGGUGAUGCGAA